GGGCGGAGCCGCCCCCUGUACCGAGAAGAACGGGGACUUAGAGGACCGCGGCGGCCCCUCGGCGGGUUUUGUUUUUGCACUGAAUGUAGCCAGGACGGAUCCUUGUGGGCUUUGGCAGCCCUUGGAAACUGUCAAAGGCAGUAUUUUGCAUUUCUGCAGAGCUUUGCACAGAUCCUGUUCCCAUGCAAACUGAUGAGGGAGAAAUACUGGAGGAAGGCAGUCCCAAGGUCAGUGAGAUGGAACAUGAGGAUUUUGUAAUGGAGGGGCAUGGCAAGACUCCACCUCCUGGUGAAGAAAACAAACAAGAGAAGGAGCAAGAAAGGGAAGAACAGUUAAUGGAAGACAAGAAAAGGAAAAAAGAGGAUAAGAAAAAGAAGGACUCUGCUCAGAAGGUCACAGAUCAAAAAACCAAAGUGCCCGAAGUGACGAAACCAAGUUUAAGCCAACCAGUGGCUGCCAGCCCAAUUGGCAACUCUCCAUCGCCACCAGUCAAUGGUGGCAACAAUGCCAAAAGGGUGGCAGUGCCGAACGGACAACCGCCAAGCGCCGCCCGCUACAUGCCUCGGGAGGUGCCACCGCGAUUCCGUUGCCAGCAGGACCACAAAGUGUUACUGAAACGUGGGCAGCCCCCUCCGCCAUCCUGCAUGCUCCUUGGGGGUGGAGCAGGGCCUCCCUCCCCAGCAGCACCAGGAGCAAACCCAAACAACGCACAACCAGUGACUGGAGCACUUCUGCAGAGUGACAGUGGGACUGCAACAGAUUCAGCAAUUGGAGGUGCUGCUGCUUCAAAUUAUGCAAAUUCCACUUGGGCUUCUGGAGCCUCCUCCAACAGCAGUACCAACCCAACUCACAUCUGGGACAAGGUGAUUGUAGACGGGUCUGACAUGGAAGAGUGGCCUUGUAUUGCCAGCAAAGAUGCUGAGUCUUCUUCCGAGAACACCACCGAUAACAACAGUGCCUCAAACCCUGGCUUGGAGAAGAGCGCUCUGCCAGGAAGCACCACUAGUAACAAAGGGAAAGGAAGCCAGUGCCAGUCUGGAAGCGCUGGAAAUGAAUGUAAUCUUGGGGCCUGGAAAUCUGAUCCCAAGGCUAAAUCUGUUCAAUCUUCCAACCCUGCUACCGAGAGUAACAAUGGACUAAGUAAUUGGAGGAACUUGAGUGGACAAGACAGAAUCAGUCCCGGUUCUGGCUUCAGCAACUUUAACCCAAAUAGCAACCCAUCUGCUUGGCCAGCACUGGUUCAAGAGGGCAAUUCUAGGAAAGGAACUUUGGAAUCCGAUAGUGGUAGCUCCAAUGCACAGAUUAGCACAGUAGGUCAGACCUCUAGGGAACAGCAGUCAAAGAUGGAAAAUGCGGGUGUUAACUUUGUCUCUGGCAGAGAACAGGCUCAAAUUCAUAACACUGAUGGACCAAAAAAUGGAAACACUAACUCCUUGAACUUAAGUUCACCAAACCCUAUGGAGAAUAAGGGAAUGCCCUUUGAAAUGGGCUUGGGGAACCCUUCCAGGAGCACUGACACCCCUUCUCAGAGCACUGGAGAAAGAAAGAUGGGAAGUGUUGGAUCUUGGGGUACAGCUAGGGGGUCUUCUGAAACCAACACUGUCUCUGGGCAGAGCAAUUCUGGAAACCAUGGGAGCAAUGGAAAGGAUAGAGAGGACUCCUGGAAAGGAGCUUCUGUUCAAAAGCCUAAUCGGUCAAGAAGUGAUUCUUGGGAUAACAGUAACCAGUCUACGGGUGGUGGGUCUUGGAACUUUGGCCCUCAGCAUGCAAAUGAAAGCAAAUGGGGUGAAGGUAACAAAUUAACAUCUGGGGUCUCUCAGGGAGAAUGGAAACAUCUGUCUGGGUCUGAUGAACUGAAGAUUGGAGAGUGGAGUGGUCCAAACCAACCAAAUUCUAGUACUGGAGCAUGGGACAAUCAAAAAGGCCACACUCUUCCUGAAAACCAAGGCAAUUCCCAGGCACCCUGUUGGGGAAGAUCUUCCAGCUCUGCGGGAAGUGAGGUUGGAGGUCAAAGCACUGGAAGCAACCACAAAGCAGGAAGUAGUGACAGUCACAAUUCUGGACGCCGAUCAUACAGGCCUACACAUCCUGAUUGUCAGGCAGUCCUGCAGACUUUGCUGAGCAGGACUGACUUGGACCCUCGAGUGCUUUCAAACACCGGCUGGGGCCAGACUCAAAUUAAGCAAGACACUGUGUGGGAUAUUGAAGAGAUGCCGCGGCCUGAGGGGAAGUCUGAUAAAGGAACUGAGGGGUGGGAGAGCUCUGCCACCCAGACAAAGAACUCAGGGGGCUGGGGCGAUGUACCCAGCCAAAGCAAUCAAAACAAGUCUGGUUGGGGUGAGCUCUCAACCCCAGCGGAGUGGAAGGACCCCAAAAAUACUGGAGGAUGGAAUGACUAUAAGAACUCCAGUUCCUCGAAUUGGGGAGGAGGAAGGCAAGAAGAAAAAUCCUCUUCUUCUUGGAAUGACAGCUCUAGUAAGGAUCAGGGGUGGGGUGGACGGCAAACUAAUCAAGGAUGGUCUUCUGGAAAGAACGGCUGGGGAGAGGAAGUUGACCAAACAAAAAACAGUAACUGGGAAAGUACGGGAAACAAGCCAGUAUCUGGUUGGGGUGAAGGUGGGCAAAAUGAGAUUGGAACUUGGGGUAAUGGUGCAAAUACAAGCUCUGCUUCAAAGGGUGGAUGGGAUGAUUGUAAAAGAACUUCAACAUGGAACGAGACGGGUCGACAGCCCAGCUCCUGGAACAAGCAGCAGCAACAGCACCAGCAGCAACAGCAGGAGUCUUCUGGUUCCUGGGGUCCACCACCCCAAACUCCAAGUAAUGGGCGGCCUCCAAACCCAAACUGGAACAGUGGACCACAGUCAGCUGCCCCCAAAGAGGAGGAGCCUAGUGGCUGGGAAGAACCUUCUCCACAGUCAAUCAGUCGAAAAAUGGAUAUUGAUGAUGGCACUUCAGCGUGGGGAGAUCCUAGCAGUUAUAACUACAAGAAUGUGAAUCUGUGGGACAAGAACUCACAAGGAGGACAGGCCCCACGGGAGCAGAGCCUGCCUACUCCAAUGACUAGCAAAUCACAAGCAUCAGUCUGGAGCAAAAGCACUCCACCUGCUCCAGAUAAUGGUACGUCUGCCUGGGGUGAGCCAAAUGAAACCAGUCCCGGGUGGGGUGAAGUAGAUGAUACAGGAGCAUCGACUACAGGCUGGGGGAAUGCACCUUCCAAUGCCCCGAAUGCCAUGAAAUCUAGUUCUAAAUCUAUGCAAGAUGGCUGGGGAGAGAGUGAUGGGCCAGUGACAGGAACACGUCAUUCCAGCUGGGAAGAGGAGGAGGAGGGAGGAGUCUGGAACACAGCAGGCUCACAGGGAAGCAGUUCCUCCCACAACUCAACAAGCUGGGGGCAAGGAGGAAAGAAAACACAAAUGAAGUGUGCGUUAAAAGGAGGAAAUAGUGAUUCGUGGAUGAACCCUUUAUCCAAACAGUUUUCAAACAUGGGCUUGCUAAGUCAAACUGACGACAUUCCAGGCAGUAAGAUGGACUUGUCUGUAGGUGGUCUCCCAGAUAAAAAGUUUGAGGUAGAUAAACGAGCCAUGAAUCUCGGGGAUUUUAAUGACAUGAUGAGAAAGGAUCGAUCUGGGUUCCGUCCACCUAAUUCCAAAGACAUGGGAACCACAGAUAGUGGGCCUUACUUUGAGAAGCUGACUUUGCCUUUCUCCAAUCAAGAUGGGUGCCUUGGGGAUGAGGCUCCCUGCUCUCCCUUCUCCCCUUCUCCCAGCUACAAGCUGUCUCCCUCUGGUUCCACACUAUCCAGCGUCGGCCUUGGGGCAAUCGGCUCAGGGCUCAGUCCCCAAAACUUCGCUGCUAGACAAGGUGGCAAUCAUGGUUUGUUUGGAAACAGCACAGCACAAUCGAGGGGCAUGCACACGCCAGUGCAGCCACUAAACCCUUCCCCCAAUAUCCGGGCGCAAGUGCCUCCCCAGUUCCUUUCUCCCCAGGUUUCAACCUCCAUGCUCAAACAGUUUCCCAACAGUGGCUUGAAUCCUGGUCUUUUCAAUAUGGGCCCCCAGCUUUCUCCACAACAGAUUGCCAUGCUGAGCCAGCUUCCACAGAUUCCCCAGUUUCAAUUAGCUUGUCAGCUCCUCCUUCAGCAGCAGCAGCAGCAACAGCUGUUACAGAGCCAGAGAAAGUUAUCUCAAGCUGUGCGACAACAGCAGGAGCAACAGAUUGCUCGUAUGGUGAGUGCCCUCCAGCAGCAGCAGCAGAGGCAGCCUGGCAUGAAGCAUUCGCCAUCCCACCCUGUUGGGCCUAAGCCACAUUUAGACAGCAUGGUACCCAAUCCUUUGAAUGUGGGUCUCUCAGAUUUACAGAGCAAAGGGCAGAUACCUGGAUACGGUUCAGGUGGCUUUGGCUCAAGUGGCAUGGAUUAUGGCAUGGUGGGAGGGAAAGAGGCUGGAACAGAAUCGCGCUUUAAGCAGUGGACUAUGAUGGAAGGGCUGUCCUCUGUGGCUUCACAAGAUGCCAAUAUGCACAAAAAUGGUGCAAUAGUGCCCCCUGGAAAGGCUCGUGGAGGAUCGCCCUACAACCAGUUUGACAUAAUCCAGGGCGACCCACUCAGCAGCCAUGCAGGCCCUGCUGGUGAUAGUUGGUUACCUGCCAAAUCUCCACCCACAAACAAGAUCGGAAGUAAAUCCAGCAAUGCCAGCUGGCCUCCAGAGUUCCAACCAGGAGUGCCAUGGAAAGGUAUACAGAAUAUUGACCCUGAAUCUGAUCCCUACGUGACCCCUGGAAGUGUACUGGGGGGGACAGCCACAUCUCCUAUUGUAGAUACUGACCACCAACUUCUGCGGGACAAUACCACAGGGUCUAACUCUUCCCUCAACACCUCGCUGCCUUCACCUGGUGCCUGGCCCUACAGUGCCUCUGACAAUUCCUUCACCAACGUUCAUAGCACUUCAGCAAAAUUCAGUGAUUACAAAUCAGCAUGGUCCCCAGAUCCCAUAGGACACAAUCCCACUCAUCUCUCCAACAAGAUGUGGAAAAACCAUAUUUCCUCAAGGAACACUACAGGGCUGCCUCGCCCACCUCCUGGCCUGACCAACCCCAAACCAUCAUCUCCAUGGAACAGCACAGCACCCCGAUCAGUCAGGGGCUGGGGGGCACAGGACUCAAGGCUUGGCUCUGCAUCUACUUGGAGUGAUGGUGGCUCAGUUCGUCCUAGCUACUGGCUGGUUCUUCACAAUCUCACUCCACAGAUUGAUGGUUCAACCUUGAGGACGAUCUGCAUGCAGCAUGGCCCACUGCUGACAUUCCAUCUGAACCUGACCCAGGGCACCGCCCUCAUCCGAUACAACACCAAACAGGAGGCGGCCAAGGCCCAGACUGCACUGCACAUGUGCGUGUUGGGAAACACUACCAUCCUGGCUGAGUUUGCCACAGAUGAAGAGGUUAGUCGCUUUUUGGCACAAGCUCAGCCCCCUACACCUGCAGCAACCCCAAGUGCACCCGCAGCGGGCUGGCAAUCCCUGGAGACAGGACAGAACCAGACAGAUCCAGUUGGACCUGCUUUGAAUCUCUUUGGUGGGUCAACAGGGCUUGGGCAGUGGAGCAGUGGUGGCGGCGGCGGCAGCAGUGGGGGUGAUCUCACUGGCGCUUCAUUGUGGGGGCCCCCAAACUAUUCUUCAAGCUUGUGGGGCGUCCCAAGCGUAGAGGAUCCACACAGAAUGGGCAGCCCUGCUCCCUUACUACCUGGAGACCUUCUGGGAGGAGGGUCGGAUUCAAUCUGAACUUAGAACUUUCAACUCUGACCUCGUGACCUUUUUUGGAACAGCAGCAGCACUAACUUGACCUUUUUCAUUUUUUUCAACUUGCAAUAAAUACAUUUAUAAAAGGGAAAAAGAAAACAGAGAAAGAAAGAAAAAAAGGUGGGUCAUUGACAGACUGUCUGAGCACAUAGUUGCCUCCCUUAUAUAACUUCAGUUUUUUCGUUUGGAAUAUGAAUCCAAAAAGAGAACAUAUCACUCUUGAAAUACUUGAAUCGUGAACGCCAACUUAGAAAGACAAUGUGAAGCAAGUACACAUACCAUUUAAAUUUAAACAGAAAAAAUUAAAAAAAUUAGUUUCUAGUUUUUCACUUUUUCAUGUUAUACGGAAGUUGUUGCUAAGAAACAUAUAUACUGAAAAAUAGCUUUUUAACUUUGUUUGCACUGGGUGUGUUUCCGUCCUUAGGUCUACCAUGUUGGGUUGGGGAGGAGUUCAAAAGAAUAAGGGGCGGGAGGGGAAGACUUGACGGAGCCUCACUUUAAAAACAACAACAAAAAAUAAAACUAGAAAAAAAAUUAAAACC
Molecule: messenger RNA, 6334 nt
Organism: Hirundo rustica (Barn swallow)
Lineage: Eukaryota; Metazoa; Chordata; Aves; Passeriformes; Hirundinidae
Gene: TNRC6B
Product: trinucleotide repeat containing adaptor 6B
Exons: 26
Coding region: 183-5774 (1863 amino acids)
Biological process (GO): positive regulation of nuclear-transcribed mRNA poly(A) tail shortening; miRNA-mediated post-transcriptional gene silencing
Cellular component (GO): nucleoplasm; P-body
Molecular function (GO): nucleic acid binding
Source: RefSeq, a predicted model, not a curated record